This is a messenger RNA of Cadophora gregata, 2340 nucleotides long. RefSeq lists its product as uncharacterized. The record is from RefSeq and is a predicted model, not a curated record. Gene Ontology annotation, cellular component: TRAPPIII protein complex; phagophore assembly site; cytoplasmic vesicle. Lineage: Eukaryota; Fungi; Ascomycota; Leotiomycetes; Helotiales; Ploettnerulaceae. Gene Ontology annotation, biological process: endoplasmic reticulum to Golgi vesicle-mediated transport; protein localization to phagophore assembly site. Bases 1 to 2340 code for a protein of 779 amino acids. The transcript has a single exon.
AUGACACCUCUCAAUCAUGCCUCGCCCUUCGAGCCUCCGGAACCACCUCCAGGAACCGCCUCCCUAAGAUUGCCAAAGAUCAGGGCUUCCACCGAUACUUUGACGUCUUCCGCAUCUACCCUACCAUACCGAGCUUCAAAUGGCUCUGUCUCCUCUCUAUUCGCCUCCACGUCGACGCCUUCAGGCUCUCGGUCUGUGUCUCCGAGCGGCCUUGGAACCCCUUCACGAAUGUCAGGCUCUGUCUUUGGCGGGACACCGGGGGAGGGCCCUGAGCUAGCAGGGGCAGACAGACCGGAAGAUCCUCGUAAUCUUAUCCUCCAGGCUUUUGUGCCCCAUAUAGCGGUUCAUACUUCCUCGGAUACACAAGAAUUGGUGAAGGACAAAGGCUUUGAAGGUGGGUUGUGGGAAUUACUGCGGCCGUUUGGAGAACGAGUACAGGGGAAGGUUACGGUGCGGGACAGCAUAGGUGCGGGAAAAUCAUGGGAAGAUUUUGCUGUACGAUUUGUUCAGUUAGGAGAUGGGCAUGAGGUUUCUGAAGGAGUGUCAGGGUCUCGUAGAAGUGGAGAUGGGAAGGUUCCAAUAUCGAAUGGGAACAAGUCAAUACCGUCGUCUAUUGUAGCCCAGCGAGCCAGAACUGGAGGGGAUAUUGUUCCCAUUGAGACUCUGGUUGAUCGACACUUGACGCAUGCGGAGGAAUAUCCGAAUAUGGAUGGGGACGAUUACUUGACAUAUAAAGACUCCCACCUGAGGGGCUCCGACGUGCCUUCGCCAUUCUAUACUUUAUACCUCCGAAGACUGUUAUCUGGGAUCCCUUUGGCGCCUCACGAGACCUUUGCUCACCCAGUGGCAUGUGUUAUUGCAAUCAGUUCGAGAAACACAAGCCCCAUCGAGACGCUUCGUAAGCUGUAUGAUGAGUCGAGCUACGGGGAGAAACGACUGCCUUUAUGGGUAAACAACGAGUACUUGAGGUAUUAUGUUCUCGUACAUGACGAGGAGCGAGACGACAUUACGAAAUCCAUCACUCUAUUUGAGCAAAUGAAGCGUCAUUUUGGUCUUCAUUGCCAUCUUCUGAGGCUGAGGAGUACACAGUGUGUGUCAUCGGACGAUGACAGCGUCAAACUUCCUCGCUGUGAGUGGCUAUCAGCUUCAGAAGAGAUGGCUGUCAUCCGAGCUCGAGAAUUGGAAGAGGAGGUGGAAGACCCGCACCCAUUCAUCUUUGAGUCUGAUACCACUGCCAUCAGAACGUUCAUUCGAGAAAUGGUUACUCAAUCUAUUGUCCCUUCAAUGGAAAGAUGUGUGGCUACCUGGAAUGACCAGGUCGCUUCUCGACGGCGAGGUCUUAGCGGUCGCAUUACCAAUAUUACCAAAAAAUGGUCUGUUUUUGGAGGAAGCUCUCGGGCAUCCUCGAGUGGAUCAACCUCGAGCGGUGGUAGCGGCAACUACGACUCAUUACAGGGCUUCUACCGACCUGACACACCUGAAGCUAUCAUGCGGAAACUGGCUGACUAUGCUUUCAUGCUUCGAGAUUGGAAGCUCGCACAGUCAACUUAUGACCUGCUGCGAUCUGAUUUUAAUAAUGAUAACGCAUGGAAAUAUCACGCUGCUGCGAAUGAGAUGACAGCAAUCAGCACGCUGAUGAAUGCACAAUCAAUGAGCUCGAAGAUCAGGUCGGAAACCAUAGACAAGUGGUUGGAAGCUUCUCAAUACUCCUACAUCACCAGGUGCGGAGCGCCUUAUGGUGCACUGCGAUCCGUAGCAUUGGUUAUGGAGCUGCUCAGAUUGCGAGGUGGCUCGGCAACAGAGGAUGCAGCCAAUUGGGGCCAACGAUUGCUAGAUUUGAGAGUGGUUGGUGUUGUCGGCGAUGCUUUGGUCAGAGAACGUGUCGCGGCAUGCUAUGCUUCAAAGCAUGGCUCCGGGUCCGGGAUGUGGGGAGCCAGGCUGAGAAAAUCUGCCUGGUGGAGCAUUCGAGCAGCGGAUGCAUGGUUGACUCUCGGUAAACCUCAGCAAUCAAAACAACGUCUGGACGAUGCCAUUGCAAAAUACUCAUCUAUGGCAAACAAAGACAAUAUCUCGAACUUUGCUGCGGCGAGUGAUUUUAUACAGUCUCUACAGAGAGAAAUCCAGUUGGCACUGUACCCUGAAUCUGGCAUUGAAGGGCCCGGUGUGGAGGACCUGAUCGACACGUCAAUAGAAGAAAGUCAGGCCUUCACUUCACGUCCACAUCGAAGGAGUCUGAUGGGUGCAGCACCACCAAUGGCGAGUCUCGAAUCGGCUCCUCUCCAUGGAGAUCUAUUAGAAGAAGGUGAGGGUGAGGCACCGAAACCUGACCAAUUUGAGUGA